AUGGCGUCCGUUGGGUUCGUCCUCUCGUCUCGGGUUCUCCCUGCUGAUGCCGUCCGCUUCACCGCCACGAGCAGUGCCGCGCUAGGAGGCCGGCACAUUUAUAGCGCGAGAGGAUGGCCCCCACGCUCAUGGCGCGUGGUGCUGCGCACAGUACGAGCGGUGCAGAACGACGGCAGCCAGGGGGGACCUCGCCGGCUUGUUGACAUCGUCCGACUGGUGCCGGAGAUCUCGAGGAACUACUUCAAGAGCCCAUCACGGCGCGCACUGUUCGGGGGCAUCUCGCUGUUGGGCGGCUUCUACGUCGCUCAGACCAUCUCCCUCUCGUUCGGCGCGCUCGGCGUGAACGACGUGAUCGCUGCUGUGGUGUGCGUGCUGGUCACUGAGUACGUGACCCGCUUCUACUACAGCCGCCCCAAGGUGACCUUCCCCCUUGCCCUCUUAAACAACUUCAAGAUGGGCUUCACCUACGGGCUCUUCAUCGACGCCUUCAAGCUUGCCAGCUGA
Messenger RNA from Spirodela intermedia, 504 nucleotides. The record is from the annotation of a GenBank genome assembly. NCBI's taxonomy places the organism in Eukaryota, Viridiplantae, Streptophyta, Magnoliopsida, Alismatales, Araceae.